Molecule: messenger RNA, 678 nt
Organism: Lactuca saligna
Lineage: Eukaryota; Viridiplantae; Streptophyta; Magnoliopsida; Asterales; Asteraceae
Source: the annotation of a GenBank genome assembly
AUGGAUCUGCUGGUGAUGAUGAACGGAGGUGCUUUCAAGUCGUCGCCGCGAAUCACACACCACCAGGCAGUGGAAGAAGAUGAUGAAGUUUGUCGUUGUCGUAUGCCGCCCUCCCUCGCUGUCUCUAACUAUCUCUGCGAUUUCUUUAUUCUUCGCUUCUAUGAUCGUCUCAUCUUCCUUCAUCUUCUCGGUUUUCCAUCAGGUCUUGGAACCAAACGAGUUAGAUUAAUUGGGCUUGGAAAAGCCCCAAUAACUUCAUCUUCUUCCGUUUUUGCUUAUCGAAGUCUUGGUGAAUCUGUUGCUUUAUCUGCUAAAACUUCUCAAGGUAACAAUGUUGUUGUUGCUCUUGCUUCUUCACAUGACUUAACUAUUGGAUUGAAGCUUACAACUGCCUCAACAAUAGCAACUGGUGCAUUGUUAGGGACAUAUGAAGAUAACAUAUUUAAAUAUGAGUCAAAGAAACCUUCUCUCAAGUCAAUUGGCUUUCUUAACCUUGGAGAGGUAUUAGCGGAAGAAGCCGAAAAGAUUGCUUCAACAAUCAAUUGUGAUAAGUUAUCUGAUAUAGGGUUUGGGACAACGGAUUGUUUAGGACAUGUUGGCCUUGUAACCGAGCUCAUGAAGAAGACAAAGCCAAAACUUAAAUCUAGUGUGGUUGUUGUUUACAUGAAUGUGGUGUGA